Messenger RNA from Stomoxys calcitrans (stable fly), 2503 nucleotides. RefSeq names its product EF-hand domain-containing protein D2 homolog (gene Swip-1). Bases 286 to 969 code for a protein of 227 amino acids. NCBI's taxonomy places the organism in Eukaryota, Metazoa, Arthropoda, Insecta, Diptera, Muscidae. The transcript has 3 exons. The record is from RefSeq and is a predicted model, not a curated record. Gene Ontology annotation, molecular function: calcium ion binding.
UGAACGGUUGUAGAACGGUGUAACGGUGUGUUUGGUUUUCGAAAUAACGGUAACGAACGAUUUACAAAGAGCUGAAAAGAAAAACAAGUAAAAGUUUAAAAAAUAAAAAUUACCCCAUUAUCUUUUCGCUUGUACAAAGCAACAACCAACAGCCCAACCCACGAAAGAAUUUCAACCAACACAGGAUACUGCAGUACUUUGGGCGUAGAAAACAAAAAAAAAAUUUUUUAUUCUUAAAAGGAGUUUGUCCUAGUAGAAAUAACAAAUCAUAAGAGCAACCUAAAAAUGUCUGUGUCUUCAAAUGCUUCUUCUGCGUCGUCCGUUUCGGGCGUCACCAGCUCCAAUGACCGUCGUUCAUCCUUGGGCCGCACCAAUAGUGAAUCUGGCACAGACUCAUCCGAACUAUCGCACAUUUUGAAUCGACGCCAAAACAUCAUCGAUUCGCAGGAGGCAGGCAUUGAGGUGCCACACAAUUUCAAGGUGGUCAAUGUGUACACGGAAUUUCAUGAGUUUUCGCGUAAACAAAUAAAGGAAUACCAGAAAACAUUUAACACAUAUGAUACUGGACGUGACGGUUAUUUGGAUUUAACCGAGUUAAAGUACAUGAUGGAGAAACUCGGUGCCCCACAGACACAUUUGGGCCUCAAGGAAAUGAUCAAAGAAGUUGAUGAAGAUAACGAUGGAAAAAUUUCUUUCCGAGAAUUCUUGUUAAUCUAUCGUAAAGCUCAGGCUGGAGAAUUGGACAAUGAUUCUGGCCUGAACCAGUUGGCACGCUUGACAGAAAUCUCUGUAGAAGAGGUGGGUGUCAGCGGUGCCAAGAACUUUUUUGAGGCCAAAAUUGAACAACAGUUGCGUACAAAUAAAUUCCAUGACGAAAUUAGACAAGAACAAGAAGAGCGCCGGCGACAGGAGGAGGAGAAGGCCAAUCGGCGUCUUUUGUUUCAACAAAGAGCUGCAAUUUUUCAAUAAAUCUAGAGAGAUAAACAUCGGUGCCACUUCAUUGUAAAGUGCGCCAAAACGAAGGAGUUGCAAUUGAAAAUUAAAUUUUAGUAUGAUUAAAAAACUGAGUACUUUUGCUCACACACACACACACAUUUUAAGCUUUAGCGUUGUCGUAAUUAUUUAGAUAUUUAAAUACCUAGUUUUUAUGUAUAUUUUUGUUUUGUUUAUAUUUUACAAAUUUAACUUAAAAAAAAAAAACAAGUAUAUAAUAGUGUAUGAAUAAAUGUUGGUAUUAAGUUUGCAUUUCACUGCGAAAAUGAAAAUAAAAAUUUUGUAAGCAAUUUUUCUAAACUACCAUUGGAUAUGGUUUUUAAUUAAUGAUGAAUGUUUCUUAUAUGAAACUUUACAGUGAAAAAGGAAGUUAAUGCCAUCAGUAGUGGUGGAAAUCCACUAAUAAAAAGUUUUACACUUGGUCGAAAUCGACUUAACAUAAUAUUCAUACAAAAAACAUGUUUAGGGACAAUCUUCCUGUUUUUUUUUAUAUUUUUUUUUUUUAAUUUUUAUUGAUGUGAUUUGUUUCUAUCACUUUUAUUUGGGCAUAGUUUUAGUACACUUUAGAGCAAAUAGCAAUAAAACUAUCUAAAGAAGAAUUGAGAAUAUAUAUAGUAAAACAAGAAAAAUUAAACAACAAACUCACUCACUCAGUGCAUCAGAAAUUAUCUGUUUUUGUUUUAUCCUGGAUUAAAAGACGUAGCGGCUUAGCGGCAAAAGGAGAUAUACCAUCAAGGCACCCUCAACCUUAUGAGCAAAAACUACCGUUAUUUGCUCAAACCUAGCUAAGAUGUUACGGCUUGAUUUAUGCCAGUCCACGCUACAACAGAAACAGAUCAUAUACCUUCAUACAUAUUUUAAUAAUCAUAAUGUGCUACAUAAUCACUCAUACAACAAUUUACAUUUAUACAACCACCAUUCUCUUGCAUUAUCAUAUAAUACAUUUCCUACGAAAAGUUAAAAUAAAACUAACAAAAACUGAAAAUCAAAGGACCACCAUUUACUCAACGCAAGCGUAAAAUAUAAAGUGCCGUUUACUUCCAUAUGAAUAUUAUGCGAUCUCUGGAUAAAUGGUGGACAUUGGCACUAAAUUAUUAUCAAUUUUAAAUAAAACUAAAAAAAUCUAUCUAUACCUAUAUUCUAUGUUUUAUACACAUUUGCAGUAAGAACAAUUACUUUUCUAAUCGUUAUGCUUCUUUUGUAAUUAUAUCUUUUUCCAACUUCCUUUUUUACCAGUUAUGUUAAGCAUUUAUUGUUUUAUUUUACAAUGAAUGUGCUGCAAAGAACUUUAAUUAGGUUUAUUUUGGAUAAGUGAUCAUCCUGUAUUGUUUUGCUAUAGUAAAAUAUUUGCUCCCGCCAAUAUCUUGGCCUCCUUUUGUAUGCAAUUGUUUGUGAUAAGUUUUUGUUUUGUAAUUUUCUUCCUUAUCGUCGUAUUAAGAAACCGAUUCAGGAAAUAAAAAUUAAGUUUUCCAAAAACUGCACAUCCUAACGGGUCGUUAACAUUUCGAAA